Molecule: messenger RNA, 414 nt
Organism: Solanum stenotomum
Lineage: Eukaryota; Viridiplantae; Streptophyta; Magnoliopsida; Solanales; Solanaceae
Exons: 2
Coding region: 28-372 (114 amino acids)
Source: RefSeq, a predicted model, not a curated record
GUUCUCAAACUUUUGUUAGGUGACACAAUGGUCUCUGGAAAUUUCUUGUAUAGAGCCACCAGAACAAGGGAAAGGAUGAAAAUCUACUACAGUUGCCUGCCAUAUUGCUUUGUUCUAAUGAUCUCCGGAAUUGCUUCCAUUCUCUUGGACAGCAAGAGCACAGCAUUUUGGGUGAUAAACAUACACACUCAGCAGAUGUUGUUCAUGGCGUUCCUUGUGAUAUAUAGCCAAGAGAUACUGUUCAAUGCUAACUUAGGAGAUAUUGACUUCAUCAACUGCACGUUCACCGCCUUCUUCCAUUUACCAGGCAUAGUGAUCCAUGCUGCUGCAAGACUAUACCUGCAGGAUGCAGAAAUUGAGCAACACAAUUAAAGCUGAUGCACCUUGGAAGUAUAGAAUAAAUAGAAAGAGUAG